Molecule: messenger RNA, 1113 nt
Organism: Spathaspora passalidarum NRRL Y-27907
Lineage: Eukaryota; Fungi; Ascomycota; Pichiomycetes; Serinales; Debaryomycetaceae
Exons: 1
Coding region: 1-1062 (353 amino acids)
Source: RefSeq, a predicted model, not a curated record
AUGAAAUUACUAGUCUCGGUUAUUGCUUAUUUGAUUGCCAUGGCACACGCUGUCAAAGUUAACACAACAUCUUCGGCUACGACCUCUCAGAUUUCAAAAUCAAUUAGUGUUAAAUCUCGUGAAACAUUGUCGAUUAAUACUAAUGAGCUUCUUGUUAAGUCUUUGAAUGUCAAUAAUUCCGGUGAAUUCCUUCUUAACUUGGAACCUCCAGGAAAAAUGGCCAUUGAAUCAGUGAUUAAUAAUGGGUUUAUUCUCAUUGAUACACGGCAAGUAGAUCAGAUAGACCUACCAUUUCGGAAAGUUAUUAUGGAUAACUAUGGCGAGAAGGAUAAAUUAGUUAUUUAUGGAAAAGACGUGAACGUAAAGAUAGACGAGGUAGAUAUUAUUGAUGAUAAUUCCAUGAUCUUCUGGGGGGAUUCCGGAAAUGUUUUUUUAAAGAAGGGCUACAUUAGGGGAAAUACUUGCUUUCACCUGCAAUUAGCUAUUCUUGAUUAUGUGAAAUUGCGUGGAUGCACGGCGCUUAGAAACUCCACAGUUUACAUUAACAAUACAUCAGAAGAUUUCCUCAAUUUAGUUUUUGAGGGCCUGAACAACGGGGUGUGGAUAAACACUACGAACGUCACUCAAAUUGAUUUAGCUAAUUUUGGAAAUGGAAACUAUGUUGCCGUUCCAGAUGAUAGUUAUGAUAGAUUUGGUUACAUAGCCGGUGAAAUAAUGCUUUUUUUCAAAAAUUACUAUAUUACGUUGAAUAUUGGCUACGAUUACAACCUAGGCGAUAUUAAUGUAACAAAAGACCUGCUGAUGGUAUAUGUCAGGUAUAAUAAAGCUCCGCCUAUUAGAGGAGCAAACGACCCAUAUUGUUCCUGUGUUUUACAUACUAAGGAGGGCAUUGAAGGAGUGGCGACGGAAUCAAUUGAAAAGGAAACUAGCGAGGUAGAGGAAAGUGCAUUUGCUGAGACAGACGACAGCGAUGACACUAGUUCUACAAAUGUUUCUUCGGGUGUUUUCAUGCCAAUAUAUGCUUUAUUGCAAAGUUUGAUAUUAUUAUUGAUAUAUAUCUGAUAAAAAGUUUUACGGAACUAAGAACUAGUUAAUUUUAUAAUAUUACAGAUC